Messenger RNA from Oppiella nova, 619 nucleotides. The record is from the annotation of a GenBank genome assembly. Lineage: Eukaryota; Metazoa; Arthropoda; Arachnida; Sarcoptiformes; Oppiidae.
UCAGGGGUAUGUCGUGGGAACCGAUCAGCAGAACGAUGUCGUCAAAGAACUUCAGGCCCUUAUGGACGACGCGGAGAAACACAACGUUUUCAUCAUUUUAUGCAUGUUUUGCAACUCAAUUCUGAAGAAAGACGACGGCUUUAUAACCGAUGAGAAGAAAAUACAGUCCUAUAUCGACAAAGCACUCAAACCUAUGGUCGAGGGGUUGAAAGGCAAGAAAGCAUUAGCCGCCUGGGAGAUAGAGAAUGAACCGGAAUGUGUGAUGGAUAUACACACAAAGGACCCUGAUCCACAUACUUGUUUUGACAUAUAUCGGUGGCAGAGAAGUGUGCCGGGGAUGGGGAACUGUCCUCUUGAUCCAUAUCGUUUUCCCAUUAAAAAAAUCCUUCGACUAUUCAAUUGGAUAUCGUCUGCCAUUCAUACGGCGGAUCCGUCAGCACUGGUUUCAGUGGGCACUUGGAAACCACAGUCCAAUACCGAUCAAUGCUCCGAUUGUUUCAACUUAUAUCAGGACCAGUGUUUGGUGGCCGCGGGAGGCAAAGCCAAUGGUGUUAUGGAUUUCUAUCAAAUCCAUUCAUAUGAGUGCGGACAGGAACACCCUAUCAAGAGGUCGGCCCAA